UAAAAAAAAAAAAAGAGGACAAAAGCUGUUCUUCAUCUGUUUGCAAAACCUGAAAAAAGCAGUUAAACGAUACACAUUAACCUGCAAAUCUGAUAUAUCCAAAUCCAAAUAUCCAUAUUCCUUGAUUUUUCAAUUAGUUUUCCCUUUAUUUUAUUUGAUAUUUUAAUAAAAUUAAAUCCUUUGAAUUUAUCAAAGUUUAUUACAUUGAUGAAUUUUCAAUGAAAAGAGUAGGUGGAAACAAAAAGCAGAUAAAGUCUCUUAUUAUCCGAUCAAAACCAAACAGCAGGAGAUUAAAUUAAAUUAAUUUACAGAGAUUGGUGGUGGGAAUCCAUGGCUACUUCGGUGAAGGUGAAGAGCGGCGGCAACCUGCAGGAUGGUUCUUCAAAGGGAAAGAUUGGAUAUUCUGUUACCAAGAAGAAGAUUGACAGCUCUUCAAGCAAGCAGGCAGCUGAUUACAAGCAGAAAUCUGUGCAAACUGUUACAAAAACUGAGGUAAAAUCAAAACCAAAUUCGGCAUCAAAGACGAUAACAAAGAAAACCACCACAAAAGUGAGAGAGAAGAAAGUGUACACUUUGGCUGGCCAGAAAUUUGAUCCUCCUGAAGAGAGAGAACCUCUGCGGAUCUUCUACGAGUCAUUGUCCAAACAGAUACCAACAAGUGAAAUGGCAGAAUUCUGGAUGAUGGAGCAUGGCCUAUUGUCCUCUGAAAGAUCCAGAAAGGCAUAUGAGAAGAAGCAGAGAAAGCAAAAGCAACUCCGUUUGGGAACUCCUCUUAAGUCUACACCAAAACCAGCAAGUAAACCUGAGAGUUCACAGAGGCCACAACAGCAGGCAUCUAAGAAUGGCGAUGUAAAAGCCAAGAAGAGAGUUAUCAAAGAGAGUGACGAUGACGAUGAUUUCAUUUUAAGUUCCAAGAGAAGGAGAGCGUAAGCGAAAAUAUGAAAAGAACCCCUUAUCUGUGUACUUUUAGGAAUUGCUUCUUAUUUGAUCGGGAAAAAAAGGCGGGAACUGUUUAGAUAUCAGACAAGGUGAGAGAGUUACAUUCUUUAUUAUUGUCAAACUUAUGAAAACAAUAAGCAAAGACUUUCAGUUUACUUCUGUUUCAUUUCGACUUGUCAGUAGUUCAUCAACGGUGUUACAUAAACGCUGAUUAGCCGAAGAAUUAAUGUUAUUGUUAAGCUCUCUUAUGAUACUUA
Molecule: messenger RNA, 1196 nt
Organism: Malus domestica (apple)
Lineage: Eukaryota; Viridiplantae; Streptophyta; Magnoliopsida; Rosales; Rosaceae
Source: RefSeq, a predicted model, not a curated record